AUGGAGUACCUACAAGGCAUCGCGGUUUUGCUCGUCGCUCUCGUCGUCUACAAAGUGUAUAGACUUUGGGGUUACGUCCGAGCGGCAAAGAAGACAGGGUUCACAUAUGUUGUGGUGCCCCUCCUGGAAACGGAGGUUGUGGCCCAGCUGGCAACUCUGAUCCUCCGCAAGCUGUACACAGACCAGCUCGACGCCGGAAACGGAUGGCCGUCGUGGUGCCGGUUCAUGAUCAAGGACUGGUCCUGGGAGGACAAGCGGUCGGCUCACGAGCAGUACGGGGAUGUCUUCCUGGUCGUGUCCCCGGCAGGCAUCAUCUGCUACGUCGCCGACGCGGAUGUGGCGUGGGACGUCCUGAACCGUCGACAUGACUUCACCAAGCCCAGAGACAAGUACAAGAUCCUUGAACCCUACGGGCCAAACGUUGCGACCGCCGAGGGCAGCACCUACAGAUUCCACCUCCGCAUCACCGCCCCUCCCUUCUCGGACGGGAGCGGUGCCAACGAACUGGUGUGGCAAGAGACUGCGAGACAAACCGAGCUCCUGGCAGACAAAUGGGAGCACGAGGCACUGGAGAACGUCGACGACGCCAUCAACGCUCUGACCCUGGCCGUCAUCUCCUUUGCCGGCUUCGGCAAGAAGGUCGUCACCAGCCAGGGCCAGUCCCGUGAUGUUCCCGCGGGAUACCGGAUCAGCUUUCUCCAGGCGCUCAGCGACGUGACCAAGUUCAUGCUCCAGAUCCUCGUCUUCCCCACCUGGUUUCUGUCCCUCACGCCGUACGCCAACGCGGGCCUCGCCAAGACCCAGCUCGAACAGUACAUGAAGGAGAUGAUCCGUCGCGAAAAGGCCUCCAUCGAGACCGGGAAGGACACCCAGACCGGACCGCGGGGCAAUCUUCUACAGUCCGUCAUGCUGGCGUCUCACCACAACUCGCAGUCCGCGGCGACCGGGAAGGACGACAGCCUGGGCCGGGGAUUCAACGAAAGCGAGGUCAUGGGGAACCUCUUCAUCUACUUGCUGGCGGGCUACGAGACAACGGCGAACGCGAUUGCGUACGGGCUCAUCACUCUUGCGCUGCGGCCUGAUAUCCAGGCCCGCGUGGCUGCUGAGAUCGACCAGGUCUACAAACAGGCGGCAGCUGAGGGCCGAAAGGAGCUCGACUACUCCAGCGACUUCCCAAGACUGGAGUACACCUACGGUUUCAUGUAUGAGACCUUCCGGUUGUAUCCAGGCGUCACUUUGAUCACAAAGAUGUGCAAGACAGCCCAGGACCUACGAGUAUUCGACGGAGCGACCGGACAGACGCGGACAGCCACGAUACCAGCAGAGUGUAGGGUGUACCUGUCGGCCCCGGCAGUCCACUACCACCCCAAGUACUGGCCGGAACCCGAGGAGCUCGAGCCCGCGCGCUGGAUGCGCAGGGAAUGGACCAAGAACCAGGACGCGCCGCCGGCCGGGAAGGCCGACAGGCACGUCGUGGCGGCCGACAAGACGCGGCAGAUGCGGGGGACCCUCCUCACCUUCUCGGACGGGUCGCGCGCGUGCCUGGGCCGCAAGUUCGCCCAGGCCGAGUUCAUCGCGUUCCUGGCGGUCCUGCUGCGGCGUUUCGAGGUCUGCUUCGAGCCGGGCGUCGACGUCGAGCAGGCGCGGCGCGACCUCAACUUCAAGUCGGCCGGCAGGGUCACGCUGGCUCCCAUAGACGGCUUCAAGCUGGCGGUGCGGAAGCGGGUCCCCGGCGGCUCUGACAGACGGCCGGACGAGGCCGAUGGGAUGUCCCGUCGUACUCGGCGAGACUGA
This is a messenger RNA of Colletotrichum higginsianum IMI 349063, 1794 nucleotides long. Its product is annotated as Cytochrome P450. The transcript has 4 exons. Bases 1 to 1794 code for a protein of 597 amino acids. NCBI's taxonomy places the organism in Eukaryota, Fungi, Ascomycota, Sordariomycetes, Glomerellales, Glomerellaceae. Gene Ontology annotation, molecular function: oxidoreductase activity, acting on paired donors, with incorporation or reduction of molecular oxygen; monooxygenase activity; iron ion binding. The record is from RefSeq and is a predicted model, not a curated record.